Drosophila elegans is the source of this 592-nucleotide messenger RNA. RefSeq names its product LTO1 family protein C191.08. The record is from RefSeq and is a predicted model, not a curated record. The transcript is spliced from 2 exons. NCBI's taxonomy places the organism in Eukaryota, Metazoa, Arthropoda, Insecta, Diptera, Drosophilidae. The coding region runs from base 167 to 592 and encodes 141 amino acids.
AGCACUAUUGUGUUGCUUACUUCCAGUGCUGUAAAAUAUCCGCAGAGGAAACACAUUUUGGAUAAGAACUUUUAGUUGAUUGUGACUAUUGCAUUGAUUUAAGACUUACUAGAAACUGAAGUUGUUGCUCCAGAAGGAACCCCAAAACUGUCCAACUUUCCGUAUAAUGACCACUGCAUCCCGGGAUAUAAACGAUCUUUUCGACGAUAUUGUCCUAACCGAGGAGAAAGAAGCUCGAUUGGGCUACGAGGAGGGAUUGAAAGACGGCCAGGAGCAGGGCAACGAGGAGGGCUACAAAUUGGGCUACGCCCAGGGAGUAUCCCUAGGCGAGGAGCUGGGUAGGAUUCUCGGCCAGGUGGUGGCCCAGCAGCAACGCAACCACACGGACAAGGUGCGACGCAGUCUGGAGCAGCUGCGCUCACUCAUCGAGCAGUUCCCCCGCACCAACGAUCCGCAGGCGGACAUAGUGGGAUCUGUGCAGAACAUCCGAUCCUCCCACCGUCGCCUCCGCGCCCUAUUAGGAUCCAAUAAAAUUCCCGGAACAGCGUCAUCUGAAUCUCCUGUUGCUGAACGCAAGGAUUACAGUUUCUAG